UGUGACCCGGAGUAGCGAAUACAGGAAAUGUGUCGCUGCUGGAAGUCCUGAAGACAGAUCUCCACCAUGGCCUACCGUCCUGGGAUCCCGUCAGAGCCCAGUGCUCUUGCUCAGAGCAUCGGCACCAACAUCCAUAAGAUCACCCUACUGACCUCAGAGCUCCAGAGGGUGGUGUCCCAGCUGGGGACAGAGCAGGACAACAGCAGACUACAGCAGAUACUGCAGCAGAAACGGAAGGAGGGCAACCUGUUAGCCAAGGAGACGGAUCGAAUGAUGAAAGCAUUCAGCGCACUUCCUGCCGGCACUGAUCAGCGACAAAGGAAACUCCAGAAAGAACGUCUGUUGAACGAUUUCUCCAGCUCACUCAACCACUUCCAGAACACCCAGAGAGAAGCAGCGGACAAAGAGAGGGAGUUUGUGGAGAGGGUCCGAGCUAGCUCCAGGGUUUCAGUAGAACCACAGGAGGAAAGCUAUGGAGUUGGACCUCUUCAGCAGAGUGACUUCCAAACCCAGGCUCAGGAAGAGGCCAUCACUGAAGAUGACCUGAGGUUGAUCCAGGAGCGAGAGACUGCCAUCAGGGCGCUGGAGUCUGACAUUGUGGAUAUCAAUGACAUCUUCAAAGAUCUGGGGCUGAUGGUCCAUGAACAAGGAGAUAUGAUAGACAGCAUAGAGGCCAAUGUGGAGACGGCUGAUCUCAGUGUCCAGAGUGCCACCCAACAGUUGGCCCGCGCUGCAGAAUAUCAGCGGAGCUCCCGGAAGAAGAUUUGCAUCCUGGUGAUUGUGUUGGCCGUUGUAGCGGUCGUUAUCGGACUGAUCAUUUGGGGCUCUCUGCGAAAUUGAAGGCUUUCUUCAUCUUCUUCUGCUGCUCCUUCACCAUGGCUGUUUGAGCUGUCCUCAUUGUGGGAGGAGUUACACGAGGAUGGCCCGCCUCCUUCUUUCUCAUUGGCCGAGGCUAAGAAGGGCCAAAGGUCGGAGUGGGGUUGAUUAUUUUUCGUUUGUAAAAAAUCGGGAACAAUUUUAUUUAUGUAUCCAAAGUGGGCAAUCUUUAUUUUACAUUUGAUGUUUUAUCUAACAAUAAUCCUGGUUGAACUCCCUCAUUUCUUUUUUGUAGCACAAUCACAGUUUGUUAUAACUUUGUGUUCCGUGAAUUUAAGGUGGUAUACCAGAAUGAGAAGGUGUUGAUUUGGAUAUGAAUGCACUGAUUUUAAACAUUGUUGUUCUGUGUCUAUAUCUGUCUAGAUUUUAGAUUCGCUGCCUGGGAAGGAUGAUAUGUAAAUACAUCAAGAGUCUUUCUGCCGGACAUUUCAUUUUUGUUUCUUUUGUUUAAGAAUUUAUGGGGGAAAAACUUUAUUAAAACACAAUGACAGUAACUUCUGGAAAUUCUGUUGGAACACGUUUCUAGUUUUUAAAACUAGGCUGAGAUGGGGCGAGUUCCUUGAUUGCCAUUAUUGUAUGCCGUGUGUGGGAUUGAGUGGCAUCUUUGCUAUUCAUUAGUGUGUAAACCCAUGAAAAUGACACUUAUAAUGCGCCCUUUUAAAUCUACAAAGGGAGUGGCUCUUCCAGGGGCCCGCCAUGUUACAUCACCAUAUUGCACCGCCAUGUUUCUACAGUAGCCCAGAACGGACAAAUGGCUCUAGAGAGGAAACAUUUUUAAUUUUUUAUCAUAAUCUCUAUCUUCCUUGUAAACGAUAACCUAAAGUUGACGUGAUUUUUAUGUACUUAGUGCCACCUCACUGGCCAGUACAGGCCACCAUAGCUUCUCCAACACGGAGGGGGAUAUUCAGUUUGGUGUAAUCUGCAUUCUCACCACUAGAUGUCUCUUUAUCAUACAGGCUGCACCUUUAAGUCAAAAUGGAAUUAUUUAGAUUUGUACAAAUACAGUAAACUGAAUACUCAAGCUUAUAAACAAAUGAGAUAGUUAAAGCGACAUGGUUUCAUGUAACAAUCAUUCUGAUGUAUGUGCCUUUACCCCUAUUCUAUUAAAAACCUGCAUGUGCCAAAUUACCGCUUUUUCUCUAGAGUGUGUUUGUAGAGAGCCACAUCGAGAGAGGCCUGAUUUGGCUGUAUUGUUUACAGCAAUACAAUUUAGUUUAUUUUCAGCCUUUCAUCCAGCCAUUUGAUUAUUAAAGAACUAUGUUAUAGGCACACAAUAUACUUUUCAGCUAUACAGAUUCAAAGGUUCAUGUUAUAUCUGCCGCAAGGGGUCUCAAUCUAAUCAAUAGUAAAAGACGUAGUUUGAUGAAGCCUGAUUAAAUAUGGGAUCAUGGGAGUUGACUUCACCAGUGAAAAUCGAUCAGAAUUGACUGGGCCAACAAUCAUUAAUAUGAUGGCACAGGAGAAACGUUGAUAUGAUGGCCCAGAGCAAAUAUUCCCUGGGAAUAACAAUCAACUAGAAUUUUCAAGCAAUUUGAAAAUUGAAAAAUAGAUAUUAAGUUUGAGUGAUCUGAUAUGCAGAAAAAAAAGAGCAAAGGUUAAGAAUAAUAAUAGCUGAGCACAGCUUGCAGUGCUCAACAAAAUAUGGCUAGCUACAUAAGUAAUUGUUUAUUUAAGCCAAAUUCCAAAUCGAUUGGAAAGUUAAUAUUUUUACAGUAACGUAACUUUUAACAAAAUAAAAGCUUGCUAAUUUUAGGAAUAACCCACGUGACUAAAAUAUGACCGCACUGUG
This is a messenger RNA of Gadus chalcogrammus (walleye pollock), 2665 nucleotides long. RefSeq names its product syntaxin 7-like (gene stx7l). Gene Ontology annotation, molecular function: SNARE binding; SNAP receptor activity. The record is from RefSeq and is a predicted model, not a curated record. Gene Ontology annotation, cellular component: synaptic vesicle; membrane; SNARE complex. Lineage: Eukaryota; Metazoa; Chordata; Actinopteri; Gadiformes; Gadidae. The transcript is spliced from 10 exons. Gene Ontology annotation, biological process: vesicle fusion; intracellular protein transport; vesicle-mediated transport. Bases 67 to 840 code for a protein of 257 amino acids.